This is a messenger RNA of Phlebotomus argentipes, 2539 nucleotides long. RefSeq names its product nucleolar protein dao-5-like. Bases 179 to 2293 code for a protein of 704 amino acids. The record is from RefSeq and is a predicted model, not a curated record. Lineage: Eukaryota; Metazoa; Arthropoda; Insecta; Diptera; Psychodidae. The transcript has 4 exons.
UGCAAAAAAUUGAGGAAAACCAUCACGAACGAUUGGCGUCAAGGGAAGAGAGUCGAGUUUUAAGCAUUAAUUUGUUGAGGGAGACAGUUGAAAACAGUGCACAGACGCUCACAAGGGAACGUUUUAUAGGAAAUUGAUGUGUAUUUGACGUGGAGUUGGGUACAAGAGUGCAUACAAGAUGGAUAUUGCUGAGCCUGUUGAAAAAGCGGCGGCGCUUCAUGUGGAUGCGGGUGAGAAGACAAAGAUUGUAGUGGAGACGGAGGUUCACACGAACAGUGACUCCUUGAAGCGUCGCCACUCCACAGAACUCAAGCCGGAAAAUAAUGCGAAGAAGCUCAAGACGAGCAACAAUGGCGAGAGUGUCGAGGAGGAUGAUGACAAUGACCUGAUUGCCAAAUUGGACGCAAUUCCCGCGCCGGUGUUGAACAAGGAGAUCACCAAGCCGGCGGAUCUGCUGAAGAAGCUCGAGGAGGAUGGCAAGCGGGAUGAUCUGCUGGAGCGCAUGGAGCGCAUUGUGGAGGGCAAAUCGCUUGCAAACAGCACGCGACAGACGGAGACGGAUGAGGCUUUCAUGGCAAAACUCGAGGAGGCCACGAAGCCCAAGGAAGAGCCUAAGAAGGUGACUGAGGAGAAGAAGGCGUCAGAGUCGCCACAGAAGGCCGCCGAAGUGAAUGAUAAGCCCAAGGAGGAGUCGAAGAAAGUGGAGGAAAUCAAAAAGGACGUACCGAAGCCUGAGGAGGUGCGAAAAGAGGAGCCCAAGCCAGAAGUGAAAGUUGACAAGGUGGAGAAGAUGGAAGUGGACGGAGAGAAGCCUUCGCCGACUAAGAAGCCCACAAAGGAGAAGAACGAUGAGAAUGUCAUCUCCUCGACAACAGGAAGUGCCAGUUCUGCUCCCAAAGCUGUUGAGGCUAAGAACUUACCUGCAGACACUGCCAACAUUCCAUCUCAGAAAUCUCCCGAGGUGACAUCCAUGGGCGACGUGAAGCAGGACGUGAAGGUGGACGCCAAGGAUAAGACUAGUGUGGCGGAGAAGAGCGAGCCUGUGAAGGAGAUGAAAGAUGCUGAAGCCACGCCUAUGAAAUCGUCAUCGGAUGAAAAAGUGCUGGAUUCGGGAAAAGUCCAGAAGCAGCGCAAUGGAGUCCUCACAUCGAUAGAUAUCGCCAGCACGACGCUGGAUGAGAAGGAUGUGAAGGCGGAGAGCACAGAUGCGGCUGAGAGGGGUGACAAGACGGCUGCAGAUGCUGUGGCGAUAUCCAAUGGCAAGGAUGCGGGAGAGUCGCUGGUGAAGGAGAGUGUUUAUGAGGUGAAUUUCUGCUUUGAGGAGAACGAAAUCAAGUAUCUGUACAUAGACAAGGUGGAUAAGGAUGGCCAGAAGAGUGACGAUGCGCCCAGCACCUCGUCGAAUGGCGACAAGACCGUGUCACAGUCUGGCGAGAGUGGAUCCAAGGAGGCGACGGAGAAGUUCGCUGUUCCGGCGCUGCCCAAGAGCACAGUCACAAUCAAAGGAAUCUCAUCACUUUGUUCCUUCAUCGUGGAGCGCAUGCGAGAGUUCAGUCCGGAGGAGGAGGCCGAGGAGAUGGGAAAGAAGAAGGGCAAGAGCUUGGGCACUAAAUCAGCCACAUCCACGCCUAAGAGUCAAAAGUCCACGCCUGUGGCCGCAAAGGCGUCCACAUCGAGUCGCCGGGUGUCUGGCAAGACGGCCACGCCGGUAGCCAAGGAGUCGCCAGCCACGAAGGCUGUCAGCGGCGUCCAGGAGGGCAAAGUGGGCUAUGCCGUAAUGGCGCGAUGGGUGGACAAGAUGUACUACGCGGGACGCGUGUCGGCGGAGAAGAGUGGCGGCAAGUUCGCGAUCCACUUCGCGGAUGGGGCGCUGAAGACGCUGAAUCGCGAUCAGAUUGUCUUCGGCCACGGAGACCUGUUGCCAUUCCUCGACCAGUCUGUGCAUGCCCUCGUGGAGGGUGACACGUACGAGCCGGGCCUGGUGACGGAGGUGACAAUGGACCAGGACGAGCAGGUCCUGUACACGGUGGUGACGGAGUCGAAGACAGUGGUGCGCACGGCGUCGGACAUCUAUUUGGAGGAGGAUCAGGCCAAAAAUCUGCAAGCGGCAAUCAAGAAGGAUCCCCAGACUGGACUCAUGGACCUGAGCACGGCGAAGAGAGUUCGCAGGGAGUCGUCAGCUUCGGAGUCCGAAGCCUCUGGACGCAAGGUGGGCCGCAAAUCGGAUCCCAAGGAGGCCGAGGCUGGAUUCUCCGGCGGGGAUGCCAAGAAGGGACGUCGUGGAAAGAGAUAAAAUCAGAACGUGUAGAAAUGGAGAAUUUUUCCCAUACAUUAUGUUUUCCCACCUUUAGGACUUUUUUGCUUUCUUCUCUUGAAGAGAACACAAAUAUUAAGACAGAGAAUACAUAAUUUGCACAAUUCGAUAACAAAGUGAAAGAGGAAGAAUAUUGAAAAGAGAGAAAAGAAAUUUGAAUAAUGAGGAGUGAAAAGGAGAUUUUGAAGUAAACAAUAGUUGAUACAUGAUUGAUAGCGUCAUAAU